Fusarium redolens is the source of this 2410-nucleotide messenger RNA. RefSeq lists its product as uncharacterized. The coding region runs from base 216 to 2033 and encodes 605 amino acids. Lineage: Eukaryota; Fungi; Ascomycota; Sordariomycetes; Hypocreales; Nectriaceae. Gene Ontology annotation, molecular function: magnesium ion transmembrane transporter activity; magnesium ion binding; cobalt ion transmembrane transporter activity. The record is from RefSeq and is a predicted model, not a curated record. Gene Ontology annotation, cellular component: membrane. The transcript has 3 exons. Gene Ontology annotation, biological process: metal ion transport; transmembrane transport.
CCCCGAAACCGACCACUGAAAUUGGUGCUGACGGGCUAAACUUCCCCUGCAUCGCGACGCCGCAGCGCAUGAGGAAUCGAGCACCCUUGAAUUUAUUUUUAUGCGAGUUCCAGUCUUAGCUUUAAAAGUUAAGGUACUUUUACACACUCUUUCGACUGGCUGCAAUAUAUAUUGUACUUCUCGCCUCUGCCUCUCAGCAGGGCAUCUUCCUAUCCAUGUCAACAUCACGAGACUUCGCUGUCCCAGCGGAGCACGACAAUACCACGCAGCCUCAGGACGAUAUAGAACGGAGCACUCGCCAAAGCCAUUCAUCCAACACCAACGUAUCUGAUGAGAAGGAUCAACAUGUCCGCUACAACCUCACCCUCAACACGCAGAACCUCUCCCCGCCCAAGGCUGAGCCUAUGCGGCCAGUGCGUUCCGACACAGAGGUCCAUCGCGAAAUGACAUUUUCGCCCUCGAUAUUGCGACGCCGAAUGACUCGCGCUCCAACGUUCAAGACGGUGGAGGAUUAUGAUGAGUUCGACACUGCCUUUGGCGAUCGCCCUGGUUGGCAGCCUGGCUCCGAACCUGGCUAUGACCCAAAGCUUCCCGAUGGAGGUCAUGCUUCGAUGCCUGCACUUCAAGCGCCCUGUGAGAUUUCUGUAAUCGACUUUUCGCAAGAGAACAUGGUUAAACGGCACUUCGAUAAUACGACUUUCAUCGACUUCCUUGAACAGCCAAAAGAAGAAUGGGCCAAAUGCCGAUGGAUCAACGUCAAUGGACUCAGUUGGGAUGUUAUUCAGGCAAUUGGGAACAAGAAGGGUCUUCACAAGCUUGCUCUGGAGGAUUUGAUGCAGAUUAGGAACCGAACGAAGGCUGAUUGGUAUCCAAAUCACGCUUUUAUCGUCAUGACCCUGCAGAAGCUUGUCCACCUGGUUGACGAUGAAGAUGACACGACCAGUACAAGCAGCACAUACUCUAGCAAGACGUUGGGUGCUUUGAGAGGAUCAGUGAGGCAGCUUUGGAAUACUCGCAGAGCAGCUGACCCCGAGAAGAACUUCGAGACCUCGUUACCACGGGAUAUUACAGCAGACCUGCAGGAGACUGGCAUGAUAAGGACAUUGCAGCGGUAUCACGCCUCUGGAAACGAGGCACGAACAGAAUUCAUGGAGAGUCAUUCAUCCCUUACGCCAUAUCAAAUGGCUGUUUCGGCAGAGCAGGUCUCUAUAUUUCUAACAUCAGAUAACACCGUCAUCUCCUUCUUCGAGGUUUCGGCGGGCGAUAUUGAGCGCCCCAUUGUCACCCGUCUGAGCACCCCAGGCACUAUUCUUCGCGAGUCCAAUGACGCAUCCCUGUUAUGUCAGGGCAUUAUCGACGCCAUCAUCGACCUCGCCAUUCCUUUGACGUCUAUUUACACAGACAUUAUUGCUGAUAUUGAGCUAGAUGUGCUCACCUCGCCGAGUAUCAGUCAAAGCAAAAAGCUGUAUAUAUGCAUUAGUGAGAUCAACAAAAUGCUGAGCUUCCUAAACCCAAUCGACAACCUAGUCAAUGUUCUGCGGGAUCACAAGACAUAUAUGACCCACGACCAAGCCAUGCAGGCACUGGAGAACCCUUCAACUGGCGUUAUUGUAACUCCUAUGACACACACAUACCUAGGCGAUGUGCUCGAUCACUGUAUUAUGAUAACUGAAGCUCUACAACAGCUCAAACAAUCAUCCGAUAACCUUAUCAACCUUAUUUUCAACACUAUAUCAGCCCACCAGAAUGAAUCGAUGAAGCAGCUCACCACUGUGACCAUCAUUUUCCUCCCUCUGACAUUCAUAACCGGAUUUUUUGGGCAGAAUUUUGCGGAAAAAGGGUUCCCCGAGAUCCAUCAUGGCAUUUGGUAUUUCUGGGCCUGUGCCGUUCCAACUGUUGUAGCGACCAUCUUGAUUCUCAUGAGAGAGAUGAUUUACAACUGGCUGGUGCGAGUCGUACAAAGAAGACAUAUCCUUACGCUUAGGAAGAAGAAGAAGAGGUCCAAGCAGCAAAAGAUAAAGCUCAAGGUGUGACGGAUACGCCGCCAGGGGGAGGUAAGAAAACUCAAGACCUCGAUCCUAAGCGACAAAAAGGCUUAGGUAAAUUUAGCAUAAGCUUAGGAAGCUUUUUGAUGAGUUUAUUUUGGCACCCUGCUGUAAGGCCCGAUAUGCUUUCCCUCCCCAAGGGCCGCUUAUGAGGUUGAAUGGCUGGAACAUUUGGAUUAGUGAUACCCAAGUAUUGGGAAAGGAGUAGGCGUAAUUCAUUUAUGAGUGGCAUCGGACUUGAGUAUAGUGUUCAUGAACAACUUUACUAGUCACAGUGGCCCUGAAAACUACUGAAGCGUGUCAAAAGUCUGGGAACAAAGCGAGCAGUAUACUAAAGUUACCUAAAUUUAUCAAUAUCAUAAAAG